Molecule: messenger RNA, 779 nt
Organism: Paramecium pentaurelia
Lineage: Eukaryota; Ciliophora; Oligohymenophorea; Peniculida; Parameciidae
Source: the annotation of a GenBank genome assembly
AAUGGACACACUUAGAUUGAGUGCACCUCAAAUCGAUUUCGAGUAUAAUAAAUUAGAUAAUAUGCAUUCUUCAAUCACUUUAUAUAAUGAUACUCAACAUCCCAUUGCAUAUAAGGUAUUUCUAAUUAUUAAAUUCUAAUCUUAAGUUUAAGGCUACUAAUCUUAAUAUAUUCUUGGUCAGACCACCAUUGGGAGUAGUUUAGUAAAAAUAGUGUUAAAUAGUCAAUAUUACACUUCAUAGUAAAGUCCUUGAAAAUAAUUCAAUUAAGGAUUUUAAUGAAAAAUUGUAAUUGAUUACAACCAUAGUACCUUAAGAAGUUUAAGAUGCUGGACCUAUAUUUUUAGAUAAAAUGAGAAGAUUUGAAAAUAGAAAAAUUAAUAUUGCCAUUCUUACUAAGGAUAGAAAAAUAGUAGCUUAAAGUUCAGGAAAUUCAAAUCAAAUGUUUUAAUCAGUUAAUAAAUAAUUUGGAUAAGUGGAACCUACACGUGUUAUUGCUAUUCCAACUGCUGAUAAGGCUAAAAUUGAAGCAGAAUACUUUUGCAAUAAAUUUGAAGUAUUAUAAUAAGAGGUCACAAAGAAAGAAAAAGAAUUAGUAAUUAUAAUUUUUUUAAUUCGAUAGCAAGAUGUUUAAUAAUAUAAUAAUAGUUUAAUUGAAAAAGAAGCAAUCAAACCUAAAUCUGGAAAAUUGGAUAAACUAAUUUUCCUAUUAUCCUUAAUUGUGUCUUUUUUCUUGAGUUUACAUUACCAAAAUCAAAUUUUAUAAGUAAUCAAUUUAUGA